AUGCAAGUCACAUGGCGACGGCGAACACCACCGCCAACACCCAACCGCCGUCCGGACCCGCGCCGCUCCUCCCGCAUCAACGACAGCGACGACGACGAUGAGCACAACAUCCGCCGCGUGGGCCACCUGACGCUCUGCAAGCUGCGUGACGCCAUCGCACGCGCACAGGCGCUCUCCCGAUCCUCCUGGGCCGCGGCCUCUGCCUUUUCGCGACAUGGUCCUGCCCGCGCUGACCUCACGACCAUGACGCCACCUACACCAGGCGCCCCCGCGGCCGCAGUCUCCCGCGCGUCCGCCACCACCAUGGCACUCACCGACCUGCCCUACACCGUCUUCGCCGAAAUUGCGUCGCACCUGUCUCCGUGCGAGGCCAUCGCAGCUCGGCGCGUGUCGCGGACCGUCUACGCCGCGCUGACCCGCGCCGAGCUGUGCAUCAGCCUCCUGCUGCGGCACUUCCCCCGCGCGCGCGAGAGCCGCGAGCUCCGGACGUUGCUGCGGCGGGGCGACGCUGCCCUGCUCGAGGCCGUCCGAUGGGCCGACGCGCUGGCGGCGACGGCGCGCCGCUACCAUCACCUCGGCGCCGCAACGCCCCGCACGGUCGACACCAUCCGGGUCGCGCGCGAGGACCACAACGGCGGUUUGCUGCGUGGCGUCACGCCCUGGCACCGCUUCUUGCGCCUUGACGACAAGACGGCCGCGUUCCACCACUGGGACCCCGCAUGGGCGUGCGAUGCCACGGCCGGCCUGCUGGUGCACCCUGUAGAGGGCUGGCGGUAUGUGCUGCGCGACGUAGACUCCGGCUGUACGUGGCCGGUGCCGUUCGGCACGGUGAACCGGCUGGUGCGCCGUGUACGGCUUGCACACGGACUCCUCGUAUUUGAGUGGUGUGAGAAGCAGCCGGUCGGCGAGGAGGACGACGCACACAGGCAUUUUGCCACGGCCUAUGACGUGAGAAGGAUGGGACGGCCAGACGGCGUCGGAGUUGGGAGAGAGGAUGAAUUGUACACGCUGAGGCGAUACAGAAAGGUCAGGCGCGAUGACGAGGCGGAAGUAGACGAAUGCGCAGUCACAUUUCGCUGUGAAUGGAAGAUUCACAGCCUCGGAAUCCCGCUGCGCCACCAAGACCGUUUCUUCUCCGCGCACAACAGCACGCACUACGUUGUAUACAUCUGGCAGUCCUCGCGCUCGCCGUGGGGUGAGGACGAGCCGCUAGAGAGGCUCAUCAUCUGGGACAUCAGCGUGCCGUCACCCUCCUCGGCGCCCGCUCCGUCCUCCGGCGGCGGCGGCGAGCCGCGCAUCAUCGCCCAGCUAGACGGCGCACAGCUCGAUCACUGGGGCGUGCGGCAGCGAGGUGCGCCCGCGCUGCGCUGCCUCGCGCUCGACGACUGCACUCGAGAUUCGGCGGCGAGCGCUGCCUGCGGCCACGUCUUUAUCGUCGAGGAGGAGCAUCGGUGGUCCGCAGGCCCUCAUAGUAGCCCGACACCCCCGCGCCUGCACCACGUCAAAGCUACUGGAAUUCCACUCUCCGGGUCUGGCCCGCGCUGGGUUGACGAGUGCGGCGGCGGCGGGGUCCAGUCGGACGCCGGCGGGAUGCCCUUCUGCUGGCGGCCCGCAGAUGGUGCUGAGACGUGGGCCGGCCGCUGCCCAUGCUGGCGCCACGACGACUUCCCGUACCUGACUGUCUGUGAGGUCCGCGACGUGCAGGCCGGCGUACGCUUCAGUGCCCGCCAUUGCUUCAUGCUCGAGACACUAUCUGUGCACGUUAAGCCGCGGUUGCGCGUCCACGGGGUACCGCGACCUGCACCCCAUACGCCGCGGCGGCUCUCGUCAUCGACCAAGACGAGCAGCAGUCACGGUGGCAGGAACGCGAAAUUGACAACUGUUCUUGGAGGUGCAGGUGAGUACAAGUCUCGACGAGGCCGAGCCAGCGAGGCAGUUCGUGAGGGUCGCGAUAACCUGGGCGCUGGGAGUGAGAGCGAGUUCGACGGGUCUGACGCUAUAGCCCGGGAGGUUCAGUUCGGGGAUGACGCCUGGCCGAUGCUCCUCAACGCGGGAUACAUUUGUGGUGACGAGAGGUGGCUGAUUGGAGAAGCCACUGACGGUUCUAUAACCAUUAUGCAUUUCUAA
This is a messenger RNA of Cordyceps fumosorosea ARSEF 2679, 2127 nucleotides long. RefSeq names its product F-box domain, cyclin-like protein. NCBI's taxonomy places the organism in Eukaryota, Fungi, Ascomycota, Sordariomycetes, Hypocreales, Cordycipitaceae. Bases 1 to 2127 code for a protein of 708 amino acids. The record is from RefSeq and is a predicted model, not a curated record. The transcript has a single exon. Gene Ontology annotation, molecular function: protein binding.